This is a messenger RNA of Prorocentrum cordatum, 309 nucleotides long. The record is from the annotation of a GenBank genome assembly. Lineage: Eukaryota; Dinophyceae; Prorocentrales; Prorocentraceae.
AUGCCGGGGCCGGGGGCGCCGGGGCCGGUGCUGCGCCAGCAGUCGCCCGCGCGGCACGGCGCCACGCGGGUGCCCUCCGCUGCGUACUCCGGCCAGGCCCAGAGCUUCCGCGGCCACCACAGCUUCGCGUCGCCCGCCCCGGCCAGCCCGAGGCUGAUCGCGGCCCCCGGGCAGGCCGUGUCGCGCGGGUCCUUCCAGGGUGCGCCGCUCGUCGCUAAAGGCAGCAGCGGCCAGGAUCCCACGCCUGACCGCCGCAGCGCGGAGGAGCAGGACCGCAACGCCAAGGAGCGCGGCCACGCCUCCAAAUGA